AUGUGCGCACAGAUUGUUGUUGAUGUUUUUCAAGACGACGUAUCCGACGAACAGUUUUUAUUAGAAUUCAAAGAAUUUGAUCCGUUAUAUGCUGGGGAUGGUGCUGGCAUUCUCACGCCAACGAAUGGGUACAUAUGCGAGUUUAAGACGAAAGGGGACGCGCAACGAGUCAUUCAAAAAUUUAAAAAGUUGAUGUUUAAAGGUGUUUCUAUUUCAUUUAAAAUCGACGAAUUACAGUCGGUGAAGAAGUUCAUUAAGUUCUAUGGCAUCCCAAAGGACACAACAACGGACGAGUUCAAAAAGCUCUUCAUUGAUUAUGGAAUAGUCGAUGUCCGUCUUUUGUACCAACCUAUUGUUGUGAAACCAAAUAAGAAGUACGUCAUAGUGAAGGACAUGAAAACAGUAGAAAAGAUACUCAGCAUGAGUAAAAGCUUCGGGAACAAGAAUUGGGUCUUUAGCAUCCCAGCAAAGUCAAUGCAAGUCGAUGAGUUGAAGAGAGUGAUGAACUCCAAUAGCGAUAAAAAUGUUCUCUUAAACUGUUUGAAUGAACAUCUUGAAAGUGAUGGGAAGGAACAAAGAGAAAAUGAUGAUAAAAAGACUCGAAGGGAAGAUGACCAAAUGGAGGAAAAGAAAUGCUUUGUAUGUGGAGAUGAGGAACAUAACGCGACGAAUUGCCCAUUUAAAUUGAAUUAUAAUAUCCAAAAGGAAAAGGAAAGGAAAGAUAAAGUGAAUGAAUUACUUACAAAAGAUCAAUACAAAAAACUCCAAAAAUUGGUGGUCGAACUCGUUAAUAAACAGAAGGAUAAAAUCAAAGAAGAAAUACUCAAAGAAAUGAAGGAAAAUAUUCGAAAAGAAAUGAUGGAGGAAAUCACGAGAAAUUGUAAAGAGUUGGAUGAAUAA
Entamoeba invadens IP1 is the source of this 900-nucleotide messenger RNA. RefSeq lists its product as hypothetical. The transcript has a single exon. The coding region runs from base 1 to 900 and encodes 299 amino acids. Lineage: Eukaryota; Evosea; Mastigamoebida; Endamoebidae. The record is from RefSeq and is a predicted model, not a curated record. Gene Ontology annotation, molecular function: nucleic acid binding; zinc ion binding.